CAAAAUUCCUUAGUUCAUAACCCCAUCUCUCUCUGUCUCUUCUCCUUUUCUUCAUAUUUGAAAACUUAACAAGGUCUCAAAGUAUAGCUAGCAAAAUGGGUAAGGAUGAGAAUGAGGCACAAAAGGUGAUGAUGGGAAGAAAAGAGAGAGGUUCCACAGGCAUGAUUUUGAGAUAUGCUGAUUGGAUUGACGUGCUGCUCAUGUUAAUGGGUGCUUUGGGAGCAAUAGGAGACGGCAUGUCGACAAAUGUUUUGUUGCUGUUUGCUAGCCGUAUCAUGAACAGCUUAGGUUUCAGUGACAACCAACUAAGUAGUAAGACUUACAUGGCUGAGGUUGGAAAGUGCAGCUUAUAUUUUGUCUACUUGGGAUUAGCAGCAAUGGUGGUGGCCUUCAUGGAAGGGUAUUGCUGGAGCAAAACAAGUGAGAGGCAGGUGCUGAGAAUUCGUUACAAGUACUUAGAAGCUGUCCUAAGACAAGAAGUAGGGUUUUUCGAUUCGCAAGAAGCUACCACUUCUGAAAUCAUCAAUAGCAUCUCAAAGGACACUUCUCUCAUCCAAGAAGUUCUAAGUGAAAAGGUGCCCCUAUUCUUGAUGCACUCAUCAUCAUUCAUUUCUGGGGUUGCAUUUGCCACGUAUUUCUCUUGGAGGCUGGCUUUAGUAGCAUUUCCAACCCUCCUUUUGCUUAUUAUCCCUGGGAUGAUCUAUGGCAAGUACCUUAUCUACUUGUCAAAAUCAUCUGUGAAAGAAUAUGGCAAAGCAAACUCCAUAGUGGAACAGGCACUAAGCUCCAUCAAAACUGUUUAUUCAUUCACUGCUGAGAAGAGAAUCAUAGGGAGAUAUUCAGACAUAUUGUGCAAAACUUCAAGGCUUGGAAUCAAACAAGGCAUAGCUAAGGGUCUUGCUGUGGGAAGCACAGGUCUCUCUUUUGCAAUAUGGGCUUUCAUUGCUUGGUACGGAAGCCGUUUGGUUAUGUACAAAGGUGAAAGUGGUGGAAGGAUCUAUGCCUCAGGAAUUUCCUUCAUAAUGUGUGGACUAUCUCUUGGAGUGGUACUUCCUGAUUUAAAGUACUUCACAGAAGCAUCUGUUGCUGCUUCACGAAUAUUUGGCAUGAUUGACAGAAUACCAUUAAUUGAUGGUGAAGACACAAAAGGACUUGUGUUAGAACAUAUUAAUGGCAAGCUAGACUUUGAGCAUGUGAAAUUCACAUACCCGUCUCGUCCAGACAUGGCUGUGCUCAGUGAUUUCAAUCUCCAAGUGGAAGCAGGGAAAACGGUUGCUCUAGUUGGUGCAAGUGGGAGUGGCAAGUCCACUGCAAUAGCAUUGGUGCAAAGAUUUUAUGAUGCAGAUGAAGGUGUUGUGAGGGUUGAUGGUGUGGACAUAAAAAGUCUGCAGUUGAAAUGGAUGAGAGGAAAAAUGGGGCUUGUAAGUCAAGAACAUGCAAUGUUUGGGACAUCCAUAAAGGAGAAUAUUAUGUUUGGGAAACCUGAUGCUACCAUGGAUGAAAUAGUUGCUGCAGCCUCAGCAGCCAAUGCUCAUAACUUCAUAAGGCAACUUCCUGUUGGUUAUGAAACCAAGAUUGGAGAAAGAGGGGCACUUCUUUCAGGUGGACAGAAGCAAAGAAUAGCCAUUGCAAGAGCCAUCAUAAAGAAUCCUGUAAUUCUCCUACUUGAUGAAGCAACUAGUGCUCUUGACUCUGAAUCAGAAUUACUGGUUCAGAAUGCCCUUGAUCAAGCUUCCAUGGGGAGAACUACAUUGGUUGUUGCUCAUAAGCUAUCAACAAUUCGAAAUGCAGACCUCAUAGCAGUAGUCAGUGGUGGUCGAAUCAUUGAAACUGGCACACACAAUGAACUCAUCAACCGUCCAAAUGGCCACUAUGCAAAACUGGCAAAACUACAAACACAAUUGAGCAUGGAUGACCAAGAUCAAAAUCAAGAACUUGGUGCACUUUCUGCAGCAAGAAGCAGUGCAGGUAGACCAAGCACAGCCAGGUCAAGCCCUGCCAUAUUUCCAAAGUCACCAUUGCCUGAUGAAACCACCCCAACACAAGUUUCUCGCUCUCCACCUUCUUUCACAAGGCUUCUCUCUCUGAAUGCUCCUGAAUGGAAACAAGGCCUAAUUGGAACCCUCUCAGCCAUUGCCUUUGGCUCAGUUCAACCAAUAUAUGCUUUAACCAUUGGGGGCAUGAUUUCUGCUUUUUUUGCUGAAAGCCAUCAAGAAAUGAGGCACAGAAUCAGGACUUAUUCUUUCAUUUUCUGUUCCCUAUCCCUUGCUUCUAUGAUCCUCAACCUCUUGCAACACUACAAUUUUGCUUACAUGGGAGCCAAGUUGACUAAAAGGAUAAGACUGCGCAUGCUGGAGAAUAUCUUGACCUUUGAAACUGCUUGGUUUGAUGAGGAACAAAACUCCAGUGGAGCAUUGUGCUCAAGGUUAAGCAAUGAGGCUUCCAUGGUUAAGUCCCUUGUAGCAGAUAGACUCUCUUUGCUAGUUCAAACAACUUCUGCUGUCACCAUUGCAAUGAUCAUAGGCCUUGCAGUGGCUUGGAAGCUUGCACUUGUAAUGAUAGCAGUGCAGCCACUCACAAUCCUUUGCUUUUACACAAGAAAAGUGUUGCUCUCCACACUCUCAACCAAGUUUGUUAAGGCACAGAAUCAAAGCACACAAAUUGCGGUGGAAGCAGUUUAUAAUCACAGAAUUGUGACCUCAUUCGGGAGCAUUCCAAAAGUGCUGAGGCUAUUUGAUGAGGCUCAAGAGGCACCAAGGAAGGAGGCAAGGAAGAAGUCUUGGCUAGCUGGCAUAGGAAUGGGGUCUGCUCAGUGCCUAACUUUCAUGUCAUGGGCUUUGGAUUUCUGGUAUGGUGGAACUUUGGUGGAAAAGAGAGAAAUAUCAGCUGGGGAUGUGUUCAAAACAUUUUUUGUGUUGGUGAGCACUGGCAAGGUCAUAGCUGAGGCUGGAAGCAUGACUUCUGACCUUGCCAAGAGCUCAACAGCAGUGGCAUCUGUGUUUGAAAUUCUUGACCGGAAAUCACUAAUUCCCAAGACUGGAGAUAACACUAACGGCCUUAAGUUGGAAAAGAUGAAUGGAAAGAUAGAGUUGAAGAAUGUUGAUUUUGCCUAUCCAAGCAGGGCAGGGACCCCAAUAUUGCGCAAGUUUUGCUUGGAGGUGAAGCCAGGAAAAAGUGUUGGUUUGGUUGGAAAAAGUGGAUGUGGAAAAUCAACAGUGAUUGCCUUAAUUCAAAGAUUCUAUGAUGUUGAGAGAGGUUCAGUUAAAGUGGAUAAUAUAGACAUAAGGGAAUUAGACAUUCACUGGUACAGGCAACACACGGCACUGGUUAGCCAAGAACCUGUGAUAUAUUCUGGCAGCAUACGUGACAACAUUUUGUAUGGUAAGCAAGAUGCAGCAGAGGACGAAGUAGUUGAGGCUGCAAAAGCUGCCAAUGCUCACGAGUUCAUAUCGUCACUGAAAGAUGGAUAUGAAACUGAAUGUGGAGAAAGGGGGGUGCAGCUAUCAGGAGGGCAAAAGCAGCGAAUAGCAAUUGCAAGGGCCAUAAUUCGCAACCCAAAGAUACUACUUCUGGAUGAGGCAACAAGUGCCCUAGAUGUGCAAUCAGAACAAGUUGUGCAAGAAGCACUUGAUAGGACUAUGGUAGGAAGAACCACCCUUGUUGUGGCACAUAGACUUAACACCAUCAAAGAGCUUGAUUCAAUUGCUUAUGUGUCAGAGGGCAAGGUCCUUGAGCAAGGAACCUACGCCCAGCUUAGGCACAAGAGAGGUGCAUUCUUCAACCUUUCUAGCCAUCAAGUCCAAACUUAGGUAAUGUAAAUUAUUAUUAUUAUUAUCAUGUACAAAUUUGAGUAGCAUUGUGACUUGUGAGCAUGGUUGGUCAUUGCUAAAGCCCAUCUAAGGUGAAAUGGGUUUGAGGCCGUUUUUGGUCCAACCAUAUAUAGAUAAAGAGUCACUCCAUUAAGGGCCCAUAUAAUAUAUCCAAAUGGGCUGGUUCAAGUGUUGUAUAAGGACCCAAGCUCAAUAUGAAAUGUGCUAUGCAUGUAAUCCUAAUGCCGAAUAUAAUAAAAACAAAC
Messenger RNA from Cajanus cajan (pigeon pea), 4075 nucleotides. Its product is annotated as putative ABC transporter B family member 8. The record is from RefSeq and is a predicted model, not a curated record. Gene Ontology annotation, molecular function: ABC-type transporter activity; ATP binding; ATP hydrolysis activity. NCBI's taxonomy places the organism in Eukaryota, Viridiplantae, Streptophyta, Magnoliopsida, Fabales, Fabaceae. Gene Ontology annotation, cellular component: membrane. Gene Ontology annotation, biological process: transmembrane transport.